UGAUUCGAAAUUGGACGGGCGAACCGUCGUUGAUUCGAAAUUGGACGGGCGAAUCGUUGUUGAUUCGAAAUUGGACGGGCGAACCGUCGUUGAUUCGAAAUUGGACGGGCGAACCGUAGUUGAUUUGAGGUUGGACGGGCGAACCGUCGUUGAUUUGAGGUUGGACGGGCGAGCCGUCGUUGAUUCGAAAUUAGACUGGUGAACUGUCGUUGAUUCGAAAUUGGACGGGCGAGCCGUCGUUGAUUCGAAAUUGGACCGGCGAACCGUCGUUGAUUUGAAAUUGGACGGGCGAACCGUCGUUGAUUUGAUAUUGGACGGGCGAACUGUCGUUGAUUUGAAAGUGGACGGGCUAACCGUCGUUGAUUUGAAAUUGGACGGGGAACCAUCGUUGAUUUGAAAGUGGAGGGGCGAACCAUCGUUGAUUUGAAAGUGAAGGGCCGAACCGUCGUUGAUUUGAAAUUGGACGGGCGAACCGUAGUUAAUUUGAAAUUGGACAGGCGAACCGUUGUUGAUUUGUAAUUGGACGGGCGAACCAUCGUUGUUUUGAAAUUGGACGGGCGAACCGUCGUUGCUGGGGAUCAAACUAUCCUCGGCACAAACAAUUCCAACAAUCACGGGUAGGUCAUGUCAGGUAGGUUGAAUUCCAUUUGUUGGGAAUUAGAGCCAAUCUCCUUAUCAAAGACCAUCCGAGGCAGAGCAAUAAGGCUGCUGGAAGAUGCGGUUGAGGCUAGACUGAAGUAGAGGUAGCCGUUGGGGGUGGGCCAAGGCAGACUUUCCUGGAGAAUAAUUAAUUGCAAACAGACGGACCAUCAGACGAUAUGGCUGAUCGUCGUUGAUGGAUUGAAAAGGACGAUAUGGCUGAUCAUCAUUGAUGGAUUGAAAGGUACGAUAUGGCCGAUCGUCGUUGAUGGAUUGAAAAGGACGAUAUGGCUGAUCGUCGUUGAUUGAAUUGAUUUGAGGGACGUCAUGGCUGAUCAUCGUUGAUUGAAUUGACUUGGGGGACGACAUGGCUGAUCGUCGUUGAUUGAAUUGAAUUGGGGGACGACAUGGCUGAUCGUUGUUGAUUGAAUUGAUUUGAGGGACGACAUCGCUGAUCGUCGUUGAUUGAAUUGAUUUGAAGGAUGACAUGGCUGAUUGUCGCUGAUUUGGACAAGAUCGGAGGAUCAUACUUCAGAAUGACCAUACAAUUUUGGGGAUUGGACAGGACCGGCUGUCGUUGAGAGAAUGGGCGGAUCAUUGUUCAGGAUGAUCGUGCCGUUGAAUUUGGACAGGAUCAGCUGUCGUCAAUGGAGAUGGGCUGCUUCGAACUGUAUUCUGAUCACCACAGUGUGCUCCAGGUGCUAGCGGAGUGGGACAGAGAGGCUGUGUGCUUGGCAUUUGUCAUGGAGAAAUGGAUAAGGAGAACGGCAUGCAGCACCUCCCUCUUAUAAUUGUACUAUCAUAGAGCAGCGGCUCCGGCUCCAGUUCUUGUAGUGAAUAGAUCCCAGGUUGUCUACAUGGAUGAGCCGAGUACUGGACUGGAUCCAGCUUCAAGAAACGAAUUAUGGAACGUUGUGAUGCGUGCCAAGGCGAACAGAGCAAUUAUACUCACCACACAUUCAAUGGAAGAAGCUGAGCAUCUCUGUGACAGUGUAGGAAUAUUUGUGGAUGGCAGCUUGCAGAGCAUAGGAAAUGCAAAACAGUUAAAGGCCCGAUAUGGAGGAUCUUAUGUGUUCACAAUCACGACAUCAUCGGACAAUGAGCAAGAAGUGGAGAGGUUGGUUUGUGGUCUCGCCGUCAGUGCUAACAAGACGUACCACAUAUCCGGAACCCAAAAGUUUGAGCUUCCGAAAAACGAGGUCAGAAUAGUAGAUGUGUUUGAAGUAGUUGAGGCUGCAAAGAGCAAAUUUACUGUUCAAGCGUGGGGUCUAGUUGAUACUAGCUUGGAGGAUGUCUUUAUCAAGGUCACACGUGCGGCAGAGGCCUUCAACGUCAUAUGAUCGCUAGUGCCAAUAAAGUUUGAGGAUUCUGCAUUACUGCGAUGAUAAAAAGCUGGUUUACUUCAGAGUUAUUUAGUUGUUGUAGGGAGGUGAAAAAACUGUAUAUGAAUGUUAAAGCAUUCAUAUGAAUGUUAUUUGUUUAGAGUUAUUUAGUUAGUUAGUGUAAUUUGUUUUCAGAACUGUUCACUUAACAAUAUGAAUGUUAAAGCAUUCAAGCUUUGUAAUAAUAGUAUAAUAAGAACAUACCCAAUAGCCUUCUUUCACAGAUGAUAAUUGUUAAAUUUUCAAA
This is a messenger RNA of Rhododendron vialii, 2268 nucleotides long. RefSeq names its product ABC transporter A family member 12-like. The transcript has 4 exons. NCBI's taxonomy places the organism in Eukaryota, Viridiplantae, Streptophyta, Magnoliopsida, Ericales, Ericaceae. Gene Ontology annotation, biological process: lipid transport; transmembrane transport. The record is from RefSeq and is a predicted model, not a curated record. Gene Ontology annotation, molecular function: lipid carrier activity; ABC-type transporter activity. Gene Ontology annotation, cellular component: membrane; intracellular membrane-bounded organelle. Bases 1497 to 1979 code for a protein of 160 amino acids.